GAGCGAGUUGGAUUCCAUCUUUUCUUCUCUACAACUUUGCUUCCUGGAGGCGAGUUCUGCCUCGCGGACUCACCAAGAAACGGCGGCGUCCGGUGUGUGAGCUCGUUAGCGGCGCAGGCUAGUUGAAACUUAGAAAUGGAUGCUGAGGAUUUGAAUGGCAGAGAAUUGACAAUUGAUUCCAUAAUGAACAAAGUGAGAGAUAUUAAAAAUAAAUUUAAAAAUGAAGACCUUACUGAUGAGCUAAGUUUGAAUAAAAUCUCUGCUGAUACUACAGAUAACUCUGGAACUGUUAACCAAAUUAUGAUGAUGGCAAAUAACCCAGAGGACUGGUUGAAUUUCUUGCUCAAACUGGAGAAAAACAGUGCACCCCUGAAUGAUGCUCUUUUAAAUAAAUUGAUUGGUCGUUACAGUCAAGCCAUUGAAGCACUUCCUCCAGAUAAAUAUGGCCAAAAUGAGAGUUUUGCUCGAAUUCAAGUGAGAUUUGCUGAAUUAAAAGCUAUUCAAGAGCCAGAUGAUGCACGGGACUACUUUCAAAUGGCCAGAGAAAACUGCAAGAAAUUUGCUUUUGUGCAUAUAUCUUUUGCACAAUUUGAACUGUCUCAAGGCAAUUUCAAAAAAAGUAAACAACUUCUUCAUAAAGCUGUUGAAAGUGGAGCAGUACCACUAGAGAUGCUGGAAAUUGCCAUAUGUAAUUUAAAUCUCCAAAAAAGGCAUCUACUUUCAGAGGAGGAAAAGAAGAGUUUAUCAGCAUCUACAGUACUAACCUCUCAAGAAUCAUUCACCAAUUCGCUUGGACAUUUACAGAAUAAGAACAUUAGUUGUGAUUCCAGAGGACAGGCCACUAAAGCCAGGUUUUUGUAUGGAGAGAAUAUACCCCCACAAGAUGGAGAAAUAGGUCGGCGAAAUCCCCUGAAACAAACUAACAAAACUAAACGGUCAUGCCCAUUUGGAAGAGUCCCAGUUAACCUUCUAAGUAGCCCAGAUUAUCAUGUGAAGACAGACGGUUCAGCUGUGCCAAGUUUUACAAAAAGACAGAUCUCUGGAUCAGAAUGCCGAGAUUUGAAUGUGCCUGCAUCUAAACUAAGUGGAAAUGAUUCCCAUGAAAUAAGAAGUUUAAAGUCUGUUAAAAAUAUCCAUUCCAAGGAACCUCUGGUGUCAGAUGAAAAGAAUUCUGAACUUAUUACUGACUCAAUAACCCUGAAGAAUAAAACUGAAUCAAGUCUUCUAAACAAAUUAGAAGAAAUGAAAGAACUCCAAGAACCAAAGGUUCCAGAAAGUAAUCAAAAACAAUGGCAAUCUAAGAGAAAGUCAGAAUGUGUGAACCCGAAUCCUGUUGCCUUUUCAAAUCAGUGGCAUAUUCCAGAUGUAACCCCAAAGGCUGAUACAGAGCAGAAACAUAUCACUGUUGAGCAGCCUGUCCUUUCAGUUUCAAAGCAGUCACCUCCAGUGUCAGCACCUAAAUGGAUUGAUCCAAAAUCUAUUUGUCAGACACCAAGUAGCAAUAGCUUGGAUGAUUACAUGAACUGUUUUAGAACUCCAGUUGUAAAGAAUGAUUUUCCACCUGUGUGUCCAUCAUCAACACCGUACAGCCAGCUUGCCUGUUUCCAGCAGCCACAGCAGCAAGUACCCGCUACUCCUCUUCAAAACCUACAGAUUUCGGGAUCCUCUUCAACGAAUGAAUGCAUUGCCGUUAAAGGAAGAAUUUAUUCCAUAUUAAAACAGAUAGGCAGUGGAGGUUCAAGUAAGGUCUAUCAGGUGUUGAAUGAAAAGAAGCAGAUAUAUGCUAUUAAAUACGUGAAUUUAGAAGAAGCAGAUAAUCAAACUAUUGAUAGUUAUCGGAAUGAAAUAGCUUAUUUGAAUAAACUACAACAACACAGUGAUAAGAUCAUCAGACUUUAUGAUUAUGAAAUCACAGACCAGUACAUCUACAUGGUAAUGGAAUGUGGAAAUAUCGAUCUUAAUAGUUGGCUUAAAAAGAAAAAAUCGAUCAAUCCAUGGGAACGCAAGAGUUACUGGAAAAAUAUGUUGGAAGCCGUACACACAAUCCAUCAACAUGGCAUUGUUCAUAGUGAUCUUAAGCCUGCCAACUUUCUGAUAGUUGAUGGAAUGCUAAAGCUAAUUGAUUUUGGGAUUGCAAACCAAAUGCAACCAGAUACAACAAGUAUUGUUAAAGAUUCUCAGGUUGGUACCGUUAAUUACAUGCCACCAGAAGCAAUCAAAGAUAUGUCUUCCUCAAGAGAGAAUGGGAAAUCCAAGUCGAAGAUAAGCCCCAAAAGUGAUGUUUGGUCCUUAGGAUGCAUUUUGUACUAUAUGACUUAUGGGAAAACACCAUUUCAGCAUAUAAUUAAUCAGAUUUCUAAGUUACAUGCCAUAAUUGAUCCUAAUCAUGACAUUGAAUUUCCUGAUAUUCCAGAGAAAGAUCUUCAAGAUGUGUUAAAGUGUUGUUUAGUAAGGGACCCUAAACAGAGGAUAUCCAUUCCUGAGCUCCUGGCACAUCCAUAUGUUCAAAUUCAAAUUCAUCCAGGUAACCAAAUGGCUAAGGGAGCCACUGAUGAAAUGAAAUAUGUUCUGGGCCAACUGGUGGGUCUGAAUUCUCCUAACUCCAUUUUGAAAGCUGCUAAAACUUUAUAUGAGCGCUAUAGUAGUGGAGAAAGUCAUGAUUCUUCAUCAACCAAGACUUUUGAAAAAAAAUGGGAAAAAAAAUGAUAUACAAUUACUCAUAAACUGUCAACUAUAAAAUACACUGUACUGUUAACACUUUUGAUUCUGUAUGGAAAUCUACUCUUGAAAACCACUUCACUCUGAAAUGCCAUCAGCAAAAAAAUUCAGUAAAUUAUCCUUAUAGAAAGAAACAAAACAAUAAUCUCUAACGGCACUGUAUAUAUUAAAUUGUAGAAUCAUUUUCUGUUUUAUGUUUUUCUGUAAAUCACAUGUAUUUAUAGCAUUUCAUACUUGGAAUACUGGGUAGACAACUGAAAUAUAUUUUGAAGAACUAUGUAAAUAAAGCUUUAUAGCAUUAAGUGA
This is a messenger RNA of Sciurus carolinensis (gray squirrel), 3024 nucleotides long. RefSeq names its product TTK protein kinase (gene Ttk). The coding region runs from base 136 to 2706 and encodes 856 amino acids. NCBI's taxonomy places the organism in Eukaryota, Metazoa, Chordata, Mammalia, Rodentia, Sciuridae. Gene Ontology annotation, molecular function: protein serine/threonine/tyrosine kinase activity; protein serine/threonine kinase activity; protein binding. Gene Ontology annotation, biological process: peptidyl-serine phosphorylation; mitotic spindle assembly checkpoint signaling; chromosome segregation. Gene Ontology annotation, cellular component: kinetochore; nucleus; spindle. The record is from RefSeq and is a predicted model, not a curated record. The transcript is spliced from 22 exons.